GGCUGCUCCAGUCAGCAGUGUUCACGAUGCGCUUUCUGUGGCUGAUUGGACUGAUGGUGGCCGUGGCCCUCAUCGAGGUCGGUGAGUCAAUCGUAGAUGACGAGGACUUGAGUGACGAUGAUGACAGCGAUUGCUCUGCUGAUGAGGAGGAGGAAGAGCCUUGUGGUCCAACGAGUGAGGCCACAACGAUUGGGCGAUGCGAACCCACUUGCUGUACGGUGUCCUGGCCACAGACUGAAACACCCAUCACGACAGCUGCGCCUGGAACGACAUUGAAGCCACCAUGUGAGACCACAACGAUGGCACGAUGCGAGCCGACAUGCUGCACGGUGUCCUGGCCACAAACUGAGACACCAAUCAUCACGGCGUCCCCUGGAACGACAUGCACCAAAAAGAAUCCCAGCUGUAAAACGAAGAAGCCCCACUGUAAGAAGGACACUCGCUGCAAGAAGGAACCCAAAGGACAGCAGCAAUGCCCAGCCAGAACGUGUGGUUAGCGAAAGGAUCAGCUUUAGAGCACACCAAAAAUAUGCCAAAUUUAAUAUAGAAAUCGAAGUAAAACGAUUUACGAUUGAGUGUA
Messenger RNA from Drosophila subobscura, 580 nucleotides. RefSeq names its product salivary glue protein Sgs-4-like. The transcript has 3 exons. The coding region runs from base 27 to 497 and encodes 156 amino acids. The record is from RefSeq and is a predicted model, not a curated record. NCBI's taxonomy places the organism in Eukaryota, Metazoa, Arthropoda, Insecta, Diptera, Drosophilidae.